Eruca vesicaria subsp. sativa (arugula) is the source of this 1564-nucleotide messenger RNA. The record is from the annotation of a GenBank genome assembly. NCBI's taxonomy places the organism in Eukaryota, Viridiplantae, Streptophyta, Magnoliopsida, Brassicales, Brassicaceae.
AUGGCUCUUUCUCUCCUCUCUCUAAUUCCUCCCUCUCCCUCUCUUUCUUCCUCCUCCUCUUCUCUCUCCCCUCUUUACUCCUUAUACAACCCCAAAGAAACCCUUCAAACCAACAAAACCACCAUUUUCAGAAGCUCGUGGAACCUAAGAAUUAAAAAGAGGCAACUUAGUCUCAUGGUUUCAAGAAACAGUGGAGGAGAACUAGAUGACAUGGAUGAAGUUCAAAUCAAUAGAAUCGGUAACCAAGACGAAGAAGACGAGGAAAUGACACAAACCCAUUCUUCUUCUUCCUCCCCUGAGAGAUGGGAUGUUUUGGGUCUCGGCCAAGCCAUGGUAGAUUUCUCUGGAGUUGUGGAUGAUGAGUUUCUAAAGAAACUAGACUUAGAAAAAGGAACGAGGAAGUUGAUCAAUCACGAGGAGAGAGGUAGAGUGUUACAAGCAAUGGAUGGUUGCAGUUAUAAGGCUGCAGCUGGAGGUUCCUUGUCCAACACUCUUGUUGCUUUGGCGAGAUUAGGUUGUCCUUCCAUCACUGACCGCCCUUUGAAUGUAGCUAUGGCUGGUAGUAUUGCUGGUGACCCUCUCGGUAGCUUUUACAGGACUAAACUACGGCGAGCAAAUGUAAAUUUUCUUUCUGCUCCAAUUAUGGAUGGAACAACAGGAACAGUGAUUGUUCUCACAACUCCUGAUGCUCAACGUACCAUGCUUGCAUAUCAGGGAACAUCUUCUGUGGUUAGUUAUGAUUCUUGUUUGGCUAGUUUGAUAUCCAAGACAAAUGUCUUUGUUGUGGAAGGCUACUUGUUUGAGCUUCCUGAUACUAUAAGAACCAUAACUAAAGCAUGUGAAGAAGCUCACAGAAAUGGAGCUCUUGUUGCUGUUACUGCAUCAGAUGUGUCUUGCAUAGAAAGGCACUAUGAUGAUUUCUGGGACAUUGUGGGCAACUACGCAGACAUUAUAUUUGCCAACAGUGAUGAAGCAAGAGCGUUUUGUCACUUCUCAGCAGAGGAAAGCCCUAUUUCAGCAACAAGGUACUUGAGCCACUUUGUCCCAUUUGUUUCAGUGACCGAUGGAAUCAACGGGUCAUACAUUGGAGCCAAAGGAGAGGCUAUAUACAUUCCUCCAUCGCCUUGCGUGCCAGUUGACACGUGUGGUGCUGGAGACGCAUACGCUUCAGGGAUCUUAUACGGUAUCUUGAGAGGUGUCACUGACUUGAAAGGAAUGGGAGAGUUGGCUGCUACGAUUGCAGCCACUGUGGUUGGUCAACAAGGAACCAGGCUUAGGGUUCAGGACGCUGUUGAGCUGGCUCGGUCACAUGACUUUCGUCUCAACAGUGUUGGAACUGAUGUUGGGUCUUGAUCAAGUCUCACUAGCUUUGAUUGGUUCUUUCUUUCAAUGUAGUAGUGCUUUUGCAAUUAACUUGUAAUCUCUUUUUUUUCAUCUAGUGGAAAACGUUGGAAUAUUUGUUGUAUGUAACAUUUUAGUAUAUAGUGUCUUUUCAGUAUAUGUACAAAAUUUUCUAACAGAGUAUGAAACUGUUAUGCUGGAUGCAUUUUAAAAUUAACAUUUU